This is a messenger RNA of Verticillium dahliae VdLs.17, 663 nucleotides long. RefSeq lists its product as uncharacterized. The transcript is spliced from 3 exons. Gene Ontology annotation, cellular component: nucleus. Gene Ontology annotation, molecular function: histone H4 acetyltransferase activity; protein N-terminal-serine acetyltransferase activity; histone H2A acetyltransferase activity. Bases 1 to 663 code for a protein of 220 amino acids. Lineage: Eukaryota; Fungi; Ascomycota; Sordariomycetes; Glomerellales; Plectosphaerellaceae. The record is from RefSeq and is a predicted model, not a curated record.
AUGGCUGCUGCGCCAAAGAAACGACGGAGGGCGCCGACGAACCCUCUCGAGGCAGCAAACCGCAAGACCGAUGAGCAGUUCAUCCGCGAUCAUCUCCAGCCAAGCGACGGGUGGACAACCUGGACUCACCCACAUACCGCGAAGCCCUACGCCCUCUGCCUCAAGCAGCCGGCUCGCAUGACACACGAUGAGCUCCAGGCCUGCUAUGAUCUCGUCGAGAAGACGAGCGGCGACGACUACCGCGCUUCCGCCGAUGGCUGGCACCCGAAGAAGAAGAUGGUCGAGAUGAAAUCUGCCGAGCUGCGCUACAUCCUCGUGCGUGAUGAGAACAAUGAUCUACGGGGCUUCACGAGCCUCAUGCCGACGUGGGAGGACGGCGAGCCUGUCGUCUACUGCUACGAGAUUCAUCUCGAGGAUGAGUUGCACGGCACCGGAUUGGCAGUCUUGCUGAUGGGCUUCCAGGAGGCCAUCGCCCAAAGCAUCCCAAUCGUCGAAAAGGUCAUGCUGACGUGCUUCAAGAGCAACACCAAGGCCCUGGCAUUCUACCGCAAGCUCGGGUUCGUGAAGGAUGCCCUCUCGCCCGACGAACGGCGACUGAGGGGCGGCAAGGUCUUCGUCCCUGAUUAUCUCAUCAUGAGCCGCAUCGUCGCGCGACCUUCUUGA